AUGAGCUCGCACUUCCCGGAACGGACAGCCAAAGGUCUAUGCGCCCGUCACCAGAAGCUGGCCAACGAGGGCGACAACAGUGUCUUCACCGCUGACCAACGCGCACAGCUACAGCAUCUGCGUAACGAGGAGCGUCACACGUGGGUCGAAGUCGCGAUGCGUAUGCCGAAUCGUACCCCCCAACAAUUGAGCAGCUACUAUUGCAGGAAGACGCCGCUGAAGGACAGAGUGAACGUUGAGCCUCGGUACCACCACAGUAAGGAGACCUUGGACAGGGCUCUACGCUUGCGUCAAGAAGGUGUACCACUCAGCGACAUCGCUCGCCGAUUGUCCAUUGUCUCGACUCGGGCGAUCCGCAGCCUGCUGUCGACCGCCCAGUCCGGUGUGCUGAGACAAAUAUUAAGCGCACGUGAGCCAUGUACGCGUAGAUACACGGCAGAAGAGGAUCUCGCACUAGUGCAGCUGAAAGCUGUCACGAGUGCCUGGGAUGAUAUCGUCUUACACUUCCAGGAGCGAAGUGCCAGCUCCUUGCGUAAUCGCUUUCAGAGGUUGAAAGAGCAAGGCGAUAUUGUCAAGGGUUUUGACGGCACAUGGAAAUUUCUGGACAACGCCUGA
This is a messenger RNA of Recurvomyces mirabilis, 615 nucleotides long. RefSeq lists its product as uncharacterized. The record is from RefSeq and is a predicted model, not a curated record. NCBI's taxonomy places the organism in Eukaryota, Fungi, Ascomycota, Dothideomycetes, Mycosphaerellales, Teratosphaeriaceae. The transcript has a single exon. The coding region runs from base 1 to 615 and encodes 204 amino acids.